This is a messenger RNA of Aspergillus luchuensis, 1416 nucleotides long. RefSeq names its product glycine hydroxymethyltransferase SHM2 (gene SHM2). The transcript is spliced from 4 exons. Gene Ontology annotation, cellular component: cytoplasm. Gene Ontology annotation, biological process: L-serine catabolic process; folic acid metabolic process; tetrahydrofolate interconversion. Bases 1 to 1416 code for a protein of 471 amino acids. The record is from RefSeq and is a predicted model, not a curated record. Gene Ontology annotation, molecular function: serine binding; cobalt ion binding; glycine hydroxymethyltransferase activity. Lineage: Eukaryota; Fungi; Ascomycota; Eurotiomycetes; Eurotiales; Aspergillaceae.
AUGGCUACCUACGCUCUCUCUCCGGCUCACCGGAACCAAAUGGAGGUGUCCCUCGUGGACAGCGAUCCUGAGAUCGCCCAGAUCAUGGAGAAGGAAAUCCAACGUCAGCGCGAAUCCAUCGUCCUGAUCGCCUCGGAGAACUUCACCUCCCACGCUGUCUUCGAUGCUCUGGGUUCCCCCAUGAGCAACAAGUACUCCGAGGGUUACCCCGGUGCUCGCUACUACGGUGGCAACCAGCACAUCGAUGCUAUCGAGCUUACCUGCCAGGCUCGUGCCCUCAAGGCUUUCAACCUCGACCCCGCCAAGUGGGGCGUCAACGUUCAGUGCCUCAGUGGUAGCCCUGCCAACCUGCAGGUCUACCAGGCUCUCAUGCGCCCUCAUGACCGUCUCAUGGGUCUUGAUCUCCCCCACGGUGGUCACUUGAGUCACGGUUACCAGACUCCCGCCAAGAAGAUCUCUGCUGUCUCUACUUACUUCGAGACCUUCCCCUACCGUGUCAACCUUGAGACCGGUAUCAUUGACUACGAUCAACUCGAGGCCAACGCCGAGCUCUACCGCCCUAAGUGCUUGGUUGCUGGUACCUCCGCCUACUGCCGCCUGAUCGACUACGCUCGCAUGCGCAAGAUCGCUGACAAGGUCGGCGCCUACCUCAUUGUCGACAUGGCCCACAUCUCCGGUCUGAUUGCCGCCGGUGUCAUCCCCUCUCCCUUCGAGUACGCUGAUGUUGUCACCACCACCACCCACAAGUCCCUCCGUGGUCCCCGUGGUGCCAUGAUCUUCUUCCGCAAGGGUGUCCGCAGCACUGACCCCAAGACCGGCAAGGACAUCAUGUAUGACCUUGAGGGCCCCAUCAACUUCUCCGUCUUCCCUGGUCACCAGGGUGGUCCCCACAACCACACCAUCACUGCUCUGGCUGUUGCCCUUAAGCAGGCUGCUUCCCCCGAGUUCAAGCAGUACCAGGAGCAGGUCAUCAAGAACGCCAAGGCUCUCGAGGAGGAGUUCAAGACCCUCGGCCACAAGCUUGUCUCUGACGGCACUGACAGCCACAUGGUCCUUGUCGACCUCCGCAACAAGAGCCUGGACGGUGCUCGUGUCGAGGCUGUCCUCGAGCAGAUCAACAUUGCUUGCAACAAGAACUCCAUCCCUGGUGACAAGUCUGCUCUGACCCCCUGCGGUAUCCGUAUCGGUGCCCCCGCCAUGACCACCCGUGGUAUGGGUGAGGAGGACUUCAAGCGCAUUGCCCGCUACAUUGACCAGUCCAUCAACCUCUGCAAGAAGGUCCAGAGCGAGCUCCCCAAGGAGGCCAACAAGCUCAAGGACUUCAAGGCCAAGGUUGCUUCCGAGACCGUCCCUGAGAUCCUCAGCCUCCGCAAGGAGGUUGCUGAGUGGGCCAGCACCUUCCCCCUCCCCGUCUAA